GAAGUGUCGGCGCAUGUCAGUUGCGACCUCCGUCCAACCACGUCUACGCCGACGAGAUGGCAGGAGGUGUGCGGAAAAAGUCUCCCGGUUCCCCGUCCCCGGUAUGGGGAAAACUUCACACGCUGUGGCAAGACAAACAUUUGGUCCUGUUCAAAACGGAAUACACGUUACUGGUCGUAUCGGUUUUGUGGUUCCUCGAGGUCGGGAUCAAUGUGUGGGUCAUACAGAAAGUAGCGUACACUGAGAUCGACUGGAAAGCCUACAUGGAUGAAGUGGAGGGAGUCAUCAAUGGUACCUACGACUACACGCAGCUUAAAGGAGACACAGGCCCUUUGGUGUACCCAGCUGGAUUUGUCUACAUCUUCACAGCUCUCUACUACAUUACCAGCCGAGGGGUUAACAUCCGCCUUGGCCAGUACAUAUUUGCUGUUUUCUACCUCAUUACACUGCUUCUUGUCUUCAGGAUAUAUUACCGCACUAAGAAGGUUCCUCCUUAUGUGUUUUUCUUUGUGUGCUGUGCAUCCUAUCGGAUCCACUCCAUCUUUGUGCUGCGACUUUUCAAUGAUCCAGUGGCCAUGAUGCUGCUGUUUGGAGCUAUGAAUCUUUUCAUGGAUGGAUACUGGACCAUGGGCUGCGGCCUUUACAGUUUAGCAGUGUCUGUGAAAAUGAACGUGCUUCUUUUUGCCCCUGGAUUGCUUUUUCUCCUCCUGUCUGAGUUUGGUCUCAUCAGGACAAUCCCGAAGCUUUCGCUGUGUGCAGGCAUACAGCUUUUUCUGGGCCUGCCUUUCCUCCUGGAGAAUCCCAUCGGUUAUGUGAGCCGCGCCUUUGAUCUUGGCCGCCAGUUUAUGUUCAAGUGGACAGUCAACUGGCGCUUCCUGCCAGAGUGGCUCUUCUUGAAUCGUUACUUCCACUUACUGUUGCUGUCUGCUCACCUGCUCACACUGCUUCUGUUUGCUUUCCGCCGCUGGAAGAGACCACGAGAAAGCAUCUUUGAGCUCCUCAAGGAACCAGGAAAGAGGAAAAUCCCUGCUCAGAAAAACACUGUGGAUCAGAUAGUGCUGGUUCUCUUCACCUCUAACUUCGUUGGGAUGUGCUUCAGUCGUUCAUUACAUUACCAGUUCUACGUCUGGUACUUCCACACGCUGCCUUACCUGCUCUGGAGUGGGGGAGUCAAGAAGCUGGCCCACCUGCUCAGGGUCCUGAUCCUAGGUCUGAUCGAGCUUUCAUGGAACACCUACCCCUCUACUAACAGCAGCUCAGCAGCCCUCCAUGUCUGUCACUUCAUCAUCCUCCUUUGUCUUUGGCUGGCUCCACCUCUGCCGUCAGCUCCGACAGAAACACGGCAACAGACGCCUAACAAGGACAAACGCCACUGAGCCACAGCAGAUCGGACCCAAAGUUGUAUUUGGCCCUGUCAGCUGCAGAUCAGCCUUCAUCAUCCUGCUCUCUUGGAGCUUCAGACCACUGGUACAAAGGGAGGUCACUGCGGUAGACUGUUUCAGUGAAUAUAAUGAGCCAUUCGACGCUUCUCAUCUCUGCUAACUGAUUAAUAAGAAGGAAGCUCACAGGUGCAUGCAGACAUAUACCUGCGUGAUGAGGUGGUGUGUAGUUGUCACAAGUCAUUGAAGAGAUAAGAAGAGGAUAAUAUGGAUUCUCAGGUUUCAUUUUCAGAUAUAUAAAGCAAGAAUGGAGCGCUAGGAGAGAGUUGCAAAUGCUGUGCUGUGUGGAAAGAAUUUGUUACAGGAACUAUUUUCUACUUAUGUUAAAACUACUCUCGUUCCAUAAUUGCUCCGGCCCUAAUCAUAAUUCUUUUAUAUUCUGAUAUUGUCAAAAUCUCAUUUACUGGUGCUCAAAUGAUCUUAUACAUUGAACUAAGAAAGCAUUGUAUUAAAGAAUGUGAAUAAUAUCCCAAAGAACUAAAACCAGAAGCUUAAAAUUAACUGAAUAUCAGACAUAUCCUUGAUAAGCAUAUCUUCUGUGACAUACAACAGAAUUCUCCAGUACGAGGCCAUUUUUUUUUAGUAGUUUUUCAAUAUUUUACCACAAAUGUGUAAAAGUAAGCUGUAGACAAUCGUGGUCACAUACCUGUCUGAUUUGAUAUGUAAUUAAUUCAACCUCUGGUUUGAGUGGAUACACUUGUUGGCACAUAAGUCGAUUUAAUGUGAAAAUCAUGCAGUAGACUGAAACAGCAAGUACUUUAUGUUAAAUAUAGAUGCCACUAAACUUUUA
Acanthochromis polyacanthus (spiny chromis) is the source of this 2229-nucleotide messenger RNA. It is a transcript of the gene alg3, whose product is annotated as ALG3 alpha-1,3- mannosyltransferase. Gene Ontology annotation, cellular component: endoplasmic reticulum. Bases 57 to 1376 code for a protein of 439 amino acids. The transcript is spliced from 9 exons. Gene Ontology annotation, molecular function: dol-P-Man:Man(5)GlcNAc(2)-PP-Dol alpha-1,3-mannosyltransferase activity. The record is from RefSeq and is a predicted model, not a curated record. NCBI's taxonomy places the organism in Eukaryota, Metazoa, Chordata, Actinopteri, Pomacentridae.